Messenger RNA from Brachypodium distachyon (stiff brome), 2159 nucleotides. Its product is annotated as pectinesterase inhibitor 8. Bases 1387 to 1962 code for a protein of 191 amino acids. The transcript has a single exon. Gene Ontology annotation, molecular function: enzyme inhibitor activity. The record is from RefSeq and is a predicted model, not a curated record. Lineage: Eukaryota; Viridiplantae; Streptophyta; Magnoliopsida; Poales; Poaceae.
GGAACAAAUUACUUUCAGUAGUUGAUAGAUGUAUGAUAUGCAUUACAUAACUAAGGACAUACCCACAUCACAUCAUCUAACAGAUAAGCAACAGGAUUGGAGCUGUAAUCUGAACGUGAAGCACAAAAUAACCUAGUAUAGCUAGUUACAGUUCAGACGCUCACCACAACUUCGAGCACACACCACCAAAAUCAAACCCAACCGCAUCGAUCACCAAUUCGUCGCAGGGGGAAUGAGCCCUAGAAAGCUUUCCAAACUAGAAACUACCGCAAGCGCUACAUCACAAUAACGAGCAGACAUCAACAGAUCAAACGCCUCAUCCCCCGCAAUCAAAACGCCGCUGGUGAAAUGAGCUCCAAAAGCACGAGGAAGCGGCCUAAAACAAGACGCACUGGCAACUCACAUGUUAUGAGGGUGAUCUCUGUGCCGAGGAGGGAAGCCAUGGUGGUGGAGGAGGAGAACCGGGCGCUGUCCAAGUCGCGGAUCGUGCCGCUCUUGCCGCAGCUGGACGAGCGGCUGCUGCUCCAUGCCGCCGAUGCCAGGCUCAGCGGCCUCCUCUACGCGCUCCACAACGCCAGCUCCCUGUUCCUCCUCAUCCUCGUCGGGGCCGCCGUUUCCUGAGCCUCCUCGCCGGCGGACGGUGCGUUGUCCGGGUUUGUGGCGUCCAUCGAGACGCUGCAGAAGAGGAGGCUGGCGCGGACCUGUGCCGGCGGCCGCCGGGCGCAGAUGCAGCGACCGGCUGAGCAGCUCGACGUGCUCCGGACGCCGACGAGCGGAAAGCAAAUCGCCUCUCCCUGAUUCCCCUCUCCGCCCAACCCUCCAGGCUCCAGCCUCCAGAACUCCAAGCGUCAGUCAAAGACCAGUAAGAAGGGAGCGGAGGAAACCAAAAGAAAAAGGAAAAGCUCAACAAAUUUCACGGAUCUCGAUGCACACAACGGACGGUGUAGAAAUCGACUGAAAUUUGCAAAAAUUCCAGGCGCCUGUGCGCUAGCAAAACACAAGGGUUUUGGUUUGUCCGGAGGCCGGAGUGGAAGAAACUAUUUUCACGGCUACCAAGCUCAAAUCUCAGCCAGCUGCUAGGCCAGGGUAACUGCUAGCUAAGCCAGACACUUGUCUGGCCUCUCCCUUUUCCAUGGAAACUCACUCUCACAUCUGAACCCUCUCUCUGUAUUUACAACCUCAUCAUGCAGUUACGUGAAACCUUCCUUGAUCUCCCUACUCUCCUCAGUCAUAAAGAGAUCUCUGCAUAAACGCAUCCAUCUCUCUCGAAACGCAUCUUCCAUUCCUACAAUACAACAUGACCUCCCUUUGCUCAUUUCCAAGAGCAAUCAACAGAUCUCCAUCGGCAUAAAACGCAUCCAUCCAAAGAAGAAGAAGAACAAGAAGAUGAUCAAGGCGGCCUCCGCCGCGGCUCUACUGGCCAUCCUGGCCUCCAUGUCCGCCGGCUCAUACACGGCUUCGGCGCCGACGAUCGAGCGGACGUGCAAGGCCGCGGCGGCGCUGGACGCGCGCGUGGACGCGGAGUUCUGCGAGAUCCACCUGGUGUCCUACCACGGCGCGGCGGACGUUCCAGACCCGUGGGGGCUGGCCAAGACGUCGGCGCUGAUCGGGGUCACGCUCACCGACGACGUGCUGUACGACCUCAAAGACCCCGUGGGGAAGAAGAGCAGCCGGCUGCUCCCGCCGCCGCGGGACGCCACCAAGGACCCCGCGGCCGCCGCGAGCUGCGCGGGCGCCUACGACAAGGCCGGGGCGGCGUUCGCGGACGCGUUCGACGACCUCGCCGCCAGGCGGUACCCGGCGGCCAAGGAGAAGAUGGCCCGGGUGCCGGGGUUAUUGAAGGGGUGCGACGACGCGCUUGCCGGGGUCGGGAUUAAGCCGACGCGCGCGUUGAAGAGGUACGCCGCCGACUGCCAGCAGAUGGCCUUCAUCCUCGCCGCCAUCACCGGCCUCAUCAAGUGAUGGGUGGGUGAUUCGUCGAACACCUUUCGGGCGGCCGGUUUGGUUCUUGGUUCGGUGGAUCUCCGCGUGUGAGAGGACCUCAUGUCAGUGUAUGUAGUAUUGGUCCUACGAUCUCUAACCCUUCUCUGUCAGCUCUCCUGAUCUGUCAUUUAGCAGAUAUAUAUGACUCAAUAAAGUGGCGAUUCAUGCUUGGUAAU